Molecule: messenger RNA, 1328 nt
Organism: Pogoniulus pusillus (Red-fronted tinkerbird)
Lineage: Eukaryota; Metazoa; Chordata; Aves; Piciformes; Lybiidae
Gene: ENKUR
Product: enkurin, TRPC channel interacting protein
Exons: 5
Coding region: 321-1091 (256 amino acids)
Cellular component (GO): acrosomal vesicle
Molecular function (GO): calmodulin binding
Source: RefSeq, a predicted model, not a curated record
GCGCGGGCCCUGCGCGGCGGGAGGCGGAAGUGCGUGAGGCAGCUGCGCUCCCUCCCGGCGCCGUUACCUAGCGACGAGCUUCCCUAGGAACCGCGCCGUUACCUAGCGACGAGCUGCCCUAGGAACCGCGGGACAAGAGCGCGUCCGGCGGCGCCUGCCGGGGGUUCCGCGGCGGGAGCGAGCUGCCCGCUGAGAGCGGGCGCAGAGCCGGCAGGGAGCUGCGAAGGGAGGGAAGAAGAGGCACAGUGGGCGCUUUCCCGUGUCCAGGGCCUUUCAGUGUGGCUGGUGUUUCUCCGCGUCCAGUGUACCUUGGCCAGAGGAUGCCGACGCAGUUUGCCGAGGAGAGCAUCUAUAACCUCCUGCCCCGCCUGGAAGAGAAGCCUGUCAAACCUCCCAGGUAUAUAUCCAUAUUUAGACCAUCUGUGAAACGUGAAGCAGAGAAACAUAAAGCUCAGUGGAAAACUAUGGGACCAGCAAAAGUUGCAGUGCCAUCUCCAAAGAAUUUUCUGCAGAAACAUUCAAAGGAGCCCAAGCUUCCAGCAAGAAAAAAGGAACAGGAUAGUAAGAAAUUACCUGCACUGUCAGUGCCACGGAGGACAGAUCACCCAGUUAUGGGAAUUCAGAGUAAAAAGAACUUUAUAAGCACAAAUGCAGUUGCUGCUAUCACAGGAUUGCCUAAAAAGCCUCAACCAAUUUAUGUUGAUAGAAGACAGGGAGAUAAAUACCUGCUUGAAACUUCAGGACUUGUUCCAAAAUACAUUAAAAAAAAGGAUUAUGGUGUGACACCAAAAUACGUUGCAAAGAGAAAUGAAGAAGUGAAGAGAGCUCGGGAAAAGUACGAGGCCAGCAUCUUGGAGAAUCUCAAGAAGAGAGCCAUGAAAAGGCUGUCUGAUGAAGAAAGGAUGAGUCUUCUGCAGGGGCUGAAAAAGAACUGGGAGGAAGUCUAUCAUGAAUUUCAACGUCUUCCAGUAGAAAUAGACACCAUACCCAAGAAGCUAAAUAAAGAAAAGCUGGAAACACAGAUGAAACAACUGGAGCAUGACAUAGAAGUAAUCGAGAAGCACAAAGUUAUCUACAUUGCAGAUGAGUAACGACUGUUUUUCAGAUAUUGCCUCUUUCCUCCUUUUCUUUUUCUCUAUCCCUACACCUCCAAGAAGUGCCCCUCUAAAUUCUCAGAAGAAAUUGGCAGCUCCAACUACUCACCAAUUGUCAACUAAUAAAAGUAUUUAGUUUCUUAGAGAAGUUAUUACCUUUAGGUCUCCUCUGUGCAAAUCACAAAAUGUUUUGAAAUGAAAUUCUUCAUUAAAUUUCAGGUAUAAAAACAUUAA